AUGUAUCAUUAUUCCAGUCCGCCCACCGGGUGGUCCACCUACGACUACACACAGUCGCCACCGACCUCGCCACACUACGCCUACUACGCCUCACAGUAUGCCAACGCAUAUUCCUCGCCCCGGGGCACGUCACGCCGGCAUAACCGCAAGGCCAGCUACACGGCCACCAAAGAGACGGGAUACUAUUCAGCCCACCCACACGGUUUCUAUGAAGCGACGCCAGAAUAUGGCCUCCCGUCGCGCAAGCACGAUCAUAAACGACCCAUCUUUGUCGAUGUGGUUGACGAUGCAUUCGAUGCUCCGCGCUUUGCCUCCUGCGAGCCCCGACCCGACCGCUCUGGCCGUCCCCCACCGGCUUCGACUCCCAAACGAGAUGGCCCUGGCCACCGUCGCACCGCGUCGACCUCUCAUCGCAAAUCAAAUCCAGCCGCUGAUUCUCACUUUUACUUCACUCAGGUUCCUAACUACGAGGACAUCGAAUCAGCCCGCCGCUCUCGGGCACGGCGCCAGUCCACCUCGACUCGCACGCCGUCCAAGCCUAAGCCGGCCGCCGCCUCGAAGCCAGCUCCCGUCGCCACCGAGGCCGACGCCGAGAAGGCUGGAAUCCCGGCCGGUUACUCGAUCAAAAACUGGGACCCCACAGAAGCGCCGAUCAUCCUUCUUGGGAGUGUGUUCGAUGCGAACUCGCUCGGCAAAUGGAUCUACGACUGGACCGUCUUUCACCAUGGCGCAUCGACGCCCAUGGCCGACGUGGGAGGCGACCUGUGGCUGCUGUUGAUCAAGCUUGCGGGAAAGGUCAAGAGAGCGGACGAAUGCCUUCCUCGUAUCCACCGCGUUGAAGCCCAGGAGGUGGUCGAGGACUUUCUCGAAAGCGGCGAGCGCCUGUGGGCGCGGUUCAAGAAACUCCUCAAGGCAUGUGAGCAUUACAUGUGGAAGGCCGCCAAGCGUGAAGGCGGCAAGGGCGCAACGGUAUCGAUGGGCCGCAACGCCGGAUGCGAAUUCGUCGAGUCGAUCUUCGGCCGGGAUCGCGAGCUGGAGAACACCGAGAAGCUGAUGAACAGCAUUCGGCUGUGGAACAUGCGAUUUGACGCCAACUGCGAGGACAUCCUGCGACGCCCGUCUGCGUUGUAG
Messenger RNA from Penicillium alfredii, 1131 nucleotides. RefSeq lists its product as uncharacterized. The transcript is spliced from 2 exons. Lineage: Eukaryota; Fungi; Ascomycota; Eurotiomycetes; Eurotiales; Aspergillaceae. The record is from RefSeq and is a predicted model, not a curated record. Bases 1 to 1131 code for a protein of 376 amino acids.